AUGGUAAACAACGCCGCAAGACUCGCUUCUUCUAGGAUAGGUAACUUACACUUGACCUCACAGAACUCCAAGUCACUGCGCCGUCUCGCCGCGGACCAUGGUUCGCUCCACACCGCCGGGCUACCUCCGAACUAUCUCUUCCCGCCUUCGCAAACAGCCGAUCCACUCUCCGACCUAACAUCGCUCGACAUCCUGCUCGCAGGCCCCGUUGGCACUCCCUAUGCGCACGGCGUCUGGCGACUUCACCUCGAUAUCCCUCCUACAUACCCUACAGCCCCGCCCACGGCUACUUUCCGCACGCGGUUAUGGCAUCCAAAUAUCGACGAAGCAACAGGCGCCGUAUGCGUGGAGACGCUAAAGCGCGACUGGAGCAGCACACUUAAGCUGCGGGAUGUCUUGGUCACUAUCUCUUGCUUGCUUAUCCAGCCGAAUCCGGCGAGCGCGCUCAAUGAAGCUGCGGGGAAGUUGGCGAGCGAAGACUGGGAUAGCUUCUGCCGGAGAGCGAAACUCAUGACGGAGAUACAUGCAGCUAUUCCUAGCAACAUCGUGGAGGAGGUCAACAAAGCUCAGAGCAGGGGUGAUGAGAAGGAGGUCGUAGCCGAAGCAAAAGCAGUCGAAUCCAAGAUCAAAGGGAAUGGAAAGGCUAAGGCGACACUGACGGCAACGAAAGUCCGCCCAUCAAGUAACGAAGACGAGGAGAACCUGCGGCAUGAGAACACGAACGCGAAGCUAGAAAGUGACCCGGAGGACGAUUGGAUACCAGGGCCUCUCAAAUCCUCGCACACACCUCGUGUCGGGCGCAGCAACGUCUUCGGAAUCCAGGGUCUCGACUCGCCCGCAAGGCCAACAGUUACGCGUGGCUUCCAGCAGAAUGAUGACUCCAUUUCAUCAAUAGACAAGGAGAACGAUGAUACAGACCCCUUCAUCCAGGACCCGUGGAAACGCAUCGCUAAGCAGUCCUUCAGUCUCCGCCUUCCGUCCGAGCCAAAGCCUGCCCCCGACGUCACAGAUACUCCUGAACUCCUCAAAUUCUCCGACAAGAACCCUUUCUCCGCCAUACAGCCGAAUAACCAAACACAUCCUCUCCUCAGGGAGUUCUCGUGGUCGUGGGAAGAGUCUGAGAUCAUGCAUGAGACGGGCAGCAUCGCGAACGGAGAGUCCAAGGCGAAUGUACGGAAGAGGCUGGCUUCGGAUGAAUUUGAGAAGAGGCGCACGUGGGAGCUCAAGAAGUUCAAGAAAGCAGGAUGUGAUUUGAAGAAGUACAAUCGCGGCGACUUUGGUCCAAGAACAGGCAUUCACAGGCUGUGA
Didymosphaeria variabile is the source of this 1308-nucleotide messenger RNA. RefSeq lists its product as uncharacterized. The coding region runs from base 1 to 1308 and encodes 435 amino acids. Gene Ontology annotation, cellular component: nucleus. The transcript has a single exon. The record is from RefSeq and is a predicted model, not a curated record. NCBI's taxonomy places the organism in Eukaryota, Fungi, Ascomycota, Dothideomycetes, Pleosporales, Didymosphaeriaceae. Gene Ontology annotation, molecular function: ubiquitin conjugating enzyme activity. Gene Ontology annotation, biological process: ubiquitin-dependent protein catabolic process; protein polyubiquitination.